This is a messenger RNA of Numida meleagris (helmeted guineafowl), 373 nucleotides long. It is a transcript of the gene KPTN, whose product is annotated as kaptin, actin binding protein. Gene Ontology annotation, biological process: cellular response to amino acid starvation; negative regulation of TORC1 signaling; actin filament organization. NCBI's taxonomy places the organism in Eukaryota, Metazoa, Chordata, Aves, Galliformes, Numididae. Gene Ontology annotation, cellular component: KICSTOR complex; lamellipodium; actin cytoskeleton. Gene Ontology annotation, molecular function: actin filament binding. The record is from RefSeq and is a predicted model, not a curated record.
UGGACGCAGAGAUCGUCUCCAUCGGCUGCUUCCAGAAAUCGGCCCCGAAACGGGGCCUGGUGGUGGGCAUCACCUUCAUUAAGGACUCCGGGGACAAGCCCAGCCCCUUCCUCAACAUCUACUGCGACUACGAGCCGGGCUGCGAGUUCGACCUCGACUCGGUGGCGCAGAGCUGCCUGAACCUGGAGCUGCGCUUCACCCCCCUGCAGCUGUGCCAUGCCGAGGUCCGCGUUGGGGACAGAUGUGACACCGUGUUCCUGCUGAGCGGCACCGACCCCGGGAUCCAUCUGUACCGGGAGAACGAGGGGCUGCACCAGUUUGAGGAGCAGCCGGUGCACGAGCUCUUCCCUGAGCUGCAGGAGCUGCCCAGCAG